AAAAAACAAAAAAAAAGAAGUCAAUCUGGUGGGUUAAUAUAAUUCAAGUCACCGUCCAUUAUGGCCAUCCCGGAGAGAUCGCACGCCGCCGCCGCCGCUCGUCGGUUAAUAAUUCUAGGCAUGGCAUGGCUCUCCUGUAUGGCCUGGUGCAGCUCCGCCGUUGCACCUAACUUUUUUGGUGACUUCUCCGACGGUCGUGGUCGUUCCCUCGCUGCGGCUGCACCGGCUACUCCGGCUAAGGCUGGGGCCGCUCAGGCUGGGAUUGCUCCUGAAGCCGCUAAGGUUGGGGCCGCUCCUGAAGCCGCUCCCGCUGGGGCCGCUCCUGAAGCCGCUAAGGAUGGGGCCGCUAAGGCUGGAGCGGCUCCUGCAGCCGCUCCUGCUGGGGCCGCUCCUGCCGGUGCCGCCUCGGGCGGGAAGGUUAUCGAUGUUAAAGCCCAUGGCGCCGUACCGGAUGGCAAGAAAGUUAGCACACAGGCAUUCAUGAACGCGUGGGUUGAAGCAUGUCGUUCAACUGGACCAACAAAACUGCUUUUCUCGGCAGGGACGUUUCUUAUCGGACCAGUGGUAUUUGCCGGGCCAUGCACCGCGUCACCCAUGACUGUCGAGAUUCAGGGAACUGUCAAAGCUACCACAGAUCUUUCUGAAUAUUCUGGUCCGGAUUGGAUUCUGUUCGAAUCUGUGAACGAUCUGACGAUCACCGGGAGUGGAACCUUCGACGGGCAAGGUCAGGAAGUAUGGAAGUUCAACGAUUGUAGUCAAAAUCCCCGUUGUGUACUUCUGGCGCACACAAUCAAGUUAAACAAGGUGAAAAAAGGGUUGGUAGAGCACGUUUCUUCAGUGAACGCCAAAGCCUUCCAUUUCUUCUUGUGUAGGAGAUUGGACCACAAGUGCAUAUGUGCCUCAAUUGACACCAACAAAGCCAAUGUCAGAAAAAGAACAAGCAAGCUGUGUUGCGAUGAACUUACACAGACAACAAAUAGAGCUUCCACGGAGCAAGACAAUGAGGAUCAUAAUUCUCACCAACUUAGUGUUGACGAUAUCUUUUCAACUCCGGUCAACAUUCAUAAAGCUGGUAUUGAGGAAGGAUCCUCAAUUCCUAUCAAUGCUGCUAAAACAAAAAAUGGUCAUGCACCUACCAUUGAGGAAGGACAAUCAAAUCCAAGUGGCAAUACAACCCAUGAUGAUAUUGACCAUAUAGAAAUCGAUGGAGAAAAACACUCUCAAAUGGAAAUCAGCUCUACCUCCAGCGACCAUACCGAGAGAUAUGAAGGAGAUGAAAAUCAUCCAACAUCAAUGCUAGUGCCCUCUUCUUGUGAAGCAGAAGUUGUGAUAGCAGCAGAAUAUUUCAUCUCAAACCCUUAA
Momordica charantia (bitter melon) is the source of this 1362-nucleotide messenger RNA. The record is from RefSeq and is a predicted model, not a curated record. NCBI's taxonomy places the organism in Eukaryota, Viridiplantae, Streptophyta, Magnoliopsida, Cucurbitales, Cucurbitaceae.